GCUUGGGAAUUACAUGGCAUUUUAAAUUGGUAUGAAAGUCCAGCGCCACAGGCUAAGUGGAUGACAAUGCCAGACAUGGGUCACCUCAUAGCCUCUACUUAUAACUGUGUCCUCAUCCACUUAUCAAAACUACAAUGCCUUACAUUCCUUUCCCUCCAAUCUAAACCCCUACCCUCCAUGAAGCGAAAGGUUAUUGCUAUUGGAUUCGUUGAUGGCGGACACUUUGUACAGGUGUUCCUCAAAAAGGGUUCUCCCAUGCCACUAAUAGCUUGCAAUUGGACAAUCUAUCGCGACUCUAUAGCCAAAAAUUGGGAUGUACCAUAUGUCAAGGCCAUUCAAAAGUUCAAGGAGAUCAUUGGCAAUGACGUUGCAACAAAGGAGGUCAUUGAUAUGGAUUAGACAUUUUUAUUUGUCAAAUGUAUCUUGUACUUUGUGCUCGUAUUUUGGGAAAUAGAAUGGUGAUUGCACUUUGGAUCCUAAUAUCUGACAAAUUGUAGUUGUACGUAUUUUGGUACUUAUGGAUGAAUGUUGGCAAUCAGGUACUUAUGGA
Molecule: messenger RNA, 550 nt
Organism: Rhododendron vialii
Lineage: Eukaryota; Viridiplantae; Streptophyta; Magnoliopsida; Ericales; Ericaceae
Exons: 2
Coding region: 61-399 (112 amino acids)
Source: RefSeq, a predicted model, not a curated record